Molecule: messenger RNA, 946 nt
Organism: Sceloporus undulatus (fence lizard)
Lineage: Eukaryota; Metazoa; Chordata; Lepidosauria; Squamata; Phrynosomatidae
Gene: CRCP
Product: CGRP receptor component
Exons: 6
Coding region: 103-549 (148 amino acids)
Biological process (GO): transcription initiation at RNA polymerase III promoter
Cellular component (GO): RNA polymerase III complex
Molecular function (GO): nucleotide binding
Source: RefSeq, a predicted model, not a curated record
AGAGCGCCGCCAUUUUCUCCUCAGCGCCAAGCCCCGCCCCUUUCCUUUUCAGAGCCUCAGAGAGAAGCCCUUCGCCUCCUUUUCCUUCUUGGAACCAUAGAGAUGGAGCUGAAAGAUGGAAACGCAGCCCUCCUGAGCAACUACGAGGUCUACCAGCUGCUGACGGAUCUUAAGCAGCAACGCCGAGAGAUGGGGAAAAGCAAGCAGAGCGCGGGCCAGCAGAAUUUGAACACCAUCAUGUAUGAGACGCUGAAGUACAUUUCGAAGACGCCUUGCAAGUUCCAGAGCCCCGAAGUCGUAAGAGACUUCCUCACGGUCCUGAAAAACCACAAGUUAACCAAGGCAGAGAAGCUGCAACUUCUCAACCACCGGCCGGUGAGCGCCGUCGAGAUCCAGCUGAUAGUGGAGGAAAGCGAGGAGAGGCUCACAGAAGAGCAAAUUGAAUCCCUCCUCCAGACGGUCACCAGCAUCCUCCCCGGAGACCCCACGAAGGAGCAGCCGCCGGCGCCAACGGCUAUGGCAGUGGAGGAGGAAGGGGACCAAACCUAGGAGCAGCCUUGGACUCCGCACACCCAAACGUGGCUCCAGAGAAGCCAUUUGGGUCGUCACAACGACCUGAAGAACUUUCCCACUGUUUAGUGAUACCGCUCUGCGCAAUCUGUUUCACAUUUUAAUUGUUUACCCAUGACGAGAACAACUGACUAAUAGCAGAACGUUUAAUGACUCGCUCUUGUCUCAAUGUUCUGUCAACUGUUAUGUGAGAAGAGAGAACUGGCUUUGAUGCUCCAGUCAGUUCCAUGUUGCUCUUACUCAUGCGCUCCUAUGACUAAGGUUUGCGCAUAGCUGUUCCUCUCAUUUAUAAUUAGUUUCUAAACCCUUUGGAAUAAUCCACCCUGUUUUGCAGAAUAAUACAUUUCAGAACUUGGCUCUGUUUGAAGGCUAAAAA